Thermothelomyces thermophilus ATCC 42464 is the source of this 1261-nucleotide messenger RNA. RefSeq lists its product as uncharacterized. The record is from RefSeq and is a predicted model, not a curated record. Gene Ontology annotation, cellular component: cytoplasm. Gene Ontology annotation, biological process: N-acetylglucosamine metabolic process. The transcript is spliced from 2 exons. Lineage: Eukaryota; Fungi; Ascomycota; Sordariomycetes; Sordariales; Chaetomiaceae. Bases 211 to 876 code for a protein of 221 amino acids.
CGAAUACAUACAUACUGCCAAGUCAUGCUUGCAUCGAGCGGCAAGUUGUCAAACGCAUGUCUCAACUUUGAUUGAACCCUGCAUCUGAAUCAGACUUCGGACGGUUAUCGAAAGGCAAAAAAAACAAUAAUUAAUACCUAACGCUACGGAGUAAAAACCCUGAGCUUCCAAGGCGGAGUCAGCUUGCGGCUACACACAACAACAGAACAGAUGGGCAGCACAACACAAGACCUGCCCUACUGGCAGGUGAACGUUCCCGAACACUUGAGAACUGCCGAGUGCCCCGACUUCCUCCGCAACAUCUCGGACAAGGACCGCGGCAUCAUCAGCACGCCAGACAGCGAAUAUCAACGUGACUCGUGGGCCGUGGUGCAACAGAAGGUGGCACAGAACCGGCUGGAGCUGUUCCAGAGAGUCCCGUCGGACCUCCGCCGAUACCUGGCCUAUACUUGGAAGCUCAGGCAGGACUAUGGCAGCGUCAUGAACUUUAUCCUCUCCGAGAGGCUCGGGUGGACGCUGCCCAUCACUCCGAGAGGUCGGCCCUUUGAGUUCGACGACGACGUAAAGGUGCUGAGGAAUGACUGGCCGUACGGCAUCGACGAGCGGAUAGUGCACCUCGUCGUGUGGACCAAGUUUGCGCUCGAGGAAGACCCGGAAACGGGCGACCUGACGGACGCGGCGCGCGCCGAGAUCGACGCCUACGUUCGCAAGAAAUUCUCCAGGAUGCGUCCGGAUCAUGUCAUCUGGUUCAAGAACUGGGCCUCCCUCAAGUCCGUAAAAUCGGUGGAGCAUUUCCACGUAAUGCUGUUUGACCCAGAUAUGGAGUUUGUCAACGAGAUCACGAACGGCGACGUCCCUCUGUGCGACAGGGAAUAACUCAUAUGUUUCCUGUCAUGUUCCCUUGCCGACCCAGGUCACGAGUUACUUCGAAACCCCCCGGGACUGAGAGGUUUAGACGGCAUGAUAAGAGUGUUUUUGUUCUGUUCUUCUCCUUACCCAGUUGGUUCAGGAUGUGCCUGCCUUUUUCUCCUUUAAACUAGACUCCCGCGUAGCUCUCACCUCGACAAUGGGGCAAUCCGCCAUGGGGACUGCCGUGGGCUUUUCCAUCCGGAUGCAGACCUGCCAGCCAUCCUCGUGCCAGCCUGAACUCAGGACGGUCUCUGCUAGAUGAGCACCCAGGGCUUCGAGGGUCUCAAAAGACGACUUUUCCAUGGCCUAAUUCGCUAGUGUCAGCGGACAUUCACUUGUAACAACGCAAUGU